This is a messenger RNA of Helicoverpa zea (corn earworm), 6445 nucleotides long. RefSeq names its product transmembrane protein 132E (gene dtn). NCBI's taxonomy places the organism in Eukaryota, Metazoa, Arthropoda, Insecta, Lepidoptera, Noctuidae. The coding region runs from base 431 to 4444 and encodes 1337 amino acids. The transcript has 21 exons. The record is from RefSeq and is a predicted model, not a curated record.
CACUCACGCAACUCGCGACUCAGCCGCCGUGCGCUGCGAUCGCGCGCGAGACCUUUCUUCGGCGCUCUAGCCAUGUGUCAUGUUUUCAUCACAGAAGAGACUCUCGUUUAGUUUCCGCACAUUCUAUCUCGCAAGAUGAAUGAAUAACUCAUUGGAAGGUAGCGGCAAGUGUGGGACAGUUCCGGUGGUUUCCCAGAAGGACAGCUUUCGCCGAGUGUCUAGUUUUUCUCAUAAGCUCGUGGCCGUUGACACUGCAGCGUGCGGAUCCCGCAGUGCGCGAGUGUGUGGUUAAUUGGCGAACAUAAUAGACGAAGACGUCAGCUGAGUCGCGUAAACAUUGUCUACAUAGUUGACUGACGGGACUGUUGACGAUGGCCGCGGUAAACACACGCGCGUAAACGUUCCCGGCUGUUCCUGCAAGCAUUCCGUCAUGCGGCGUUUAAUUCUGCUGUUCCUGCUUACAGGGACGGUGCUUGGCGUCGAAGUACAUUUUGAAAAUAAGGAUAGCGGGUUUUUUCUAAAACACACGGCGAGAUGGAGCGGGUCGGGUCCACCACCCGAGCCCAUGGGCACGGCCUUGCCCGGAGCCCUGUUGUCACUCGACCGCUUCACAGUAUUACAAGGCUCUGCGCCAGCAUCGGUCAGGGCCACUUACGGACCUUUUUCCACUAAACAAACGGUGCCAGCGCGAUAUGCAGUGCCCGACCCUUUGGAACCUCCAAGGAGAAAUGCAUCAUUAAUGGAAUUACAAGAUGCCACUGCGCACAGACUGGAUGUGUCUGCUCACCUAGUUUUUCGGGAGCUUCCUCGUGAUGCUCCAGUACUACGUGUGCUGUUCCACACCGGUGGUGAGGGUGGUGCGAGACGUGCCGCAACCCGACCGCGUCGCGUGUGUAUAACGUUACACGCUAGUUAUGGAUCGCGAACACUUACUGCGACUUGUGGCCCUGAAGGCGAGGAGGGUGCUUGUCUAGCUGAAUUAACAGUACCAGCUGCGUGGUGGCCCGCGGAUGGAAAGGGCAAGCGACCGCCAAGGACAGUGCGGCUGGCGUAUAGUGCAGCUGAAGCUGGCAGCGGAGAAACAGCUGAAGGCGCCUGUGGGCGAGUGUCUGUGCAACCCGCAUGGCCUCUGGGUUCCGUCACGUUGGCCGGAGCUCGUGCAGGAUACAGAGAAGCACGAGCUGGUGAUGCAGCUCUUCUACUACCUCGAGCACCGCUAUAUCCUCACUCGCGCCUGCAUCUACCCUUCGUAGUACGCCGUGAUACGAGCCACACCAUUUCACAUGUUGUAAUCAGAAUGAAGGUGAAGUCAGGUCUUCGGUUGGUGAGUGUGACUGCAGCGAACUCCCGCUGGGCAGUCACUGCAGAAGUGAAGCCCCGAGCUGCCACCGUCACAGCCACGAGGCUGGAACAACCGCUGCGAGACGACGAGGCAUCGGACACGGAAUCUGAAGAGAGCAGUGGCGUCGGCGAGCCAGGAUGGGAGGAGAUCCUCACGUGGCUCGUAGAGGUCGGGGCCGAGGGCGAGGGAGACGGAGAGGGGUCGGAGGGGGAGUCAGGCCGCGGAACUGCCCGCAUUAGCUGGUCAGCCAAAGUGUCUUCUGCGCCCACCACCACCUCCACCACUGAAGAACCGCCACACGAACACAGAGUGAACACCAGACUGGAUAUUGAAAAAGAUGACAUCCAAGCCGUGCUGCCAAUUUCUAAGAACUGGGAGGUCCUGAACACCGCAGUACUAACAGGUCGUCAGGUGUCUCAAGCUAUGAAGGUGCUGAUCGUCUCACAAGCUGGCCAGGUUGCUGAUGUCACUCUGCAGAGCUCCUGCCAUUCCGAGGAUGAAAGCGUACUAAAGGUAUCAUCAUCAUGCAGUUCAGUGUACGUCGACGGUUCAGAAAUCCGGGGCUCUUCAAACGCGUCAGUCAUUGUCAAGUAUGGUACUUACACUGGCCUAGCUCGGUUCACCGUCUGGAUGCCCGAAUACCCUCUAGAGAUCGACGUCGAUGACAACCGGCUGUCACAAAUCAAAGGUUGGAAAGUCCCCGAUGACGCGAACACGAAGGACCGGGCAAAGCGGUCACUGUCGGCGAGGGGUUGGGGCGGCGCCAGGCCAGACAAUACCAACUCGCUGUCUGAACAGCGCUCGUGCCGACUGCGGUACCAACAGAGUAACGUUGAGGUGUACGCACGUUUCUUGGCGAAGGACCACGAUUCUGGUCGCGUGUCGUACUUCGUGUCUCGUCGUACGUGGCUGAAGGUCACGGAGCUCGUGCUGACGCGGGUGUCCGACCCUCGGAUCGCGUCGCUGCGAGGUCGGGUGCUGCAAGGACGCAGUACCGGCCGCACUGAAGUGCAAGUGCUGUCGCCUAUUACUGGACGAGUGAUCGGUCUCCGAGAAGUACGCGUGGGGAACGACAAGGUGUCAAUCUCGAGGCUACUUGUCCGCGUCAUCUCAGGACUUCAGCUGAACAUAUCGCCCGACACGGCCAUCGAGAACGGAUAUGUGUCCGAAACCACAGUCACUAGGCGACUUACAGCACAAUAUCAGGAAGGCUUAUUGGACAUUGACUUGGAGUUUUCGGACGGCAGUCACACAGCGUUGCGUGAUGUGGCAGUCUCAGACUACUAUCUGGUGGUGGAAAGCCUCGACCCUGAGGUGGUGGCCUUCGCACCAAUGUACGCGUCCCGACAUCCUCGAGUUAUUGCUGUUGGCGAAGGUAGUGGAGAACUUCUUCGAGUAACAUUGCUAACCCCCGAACAAUGCCGUACGGGUCCACUCCGUCGCGUGGCCCUCCCUGGUAAAGGCGAUACCAAGACUCCAGCUAAUAUCAAGAACAUACCUGGAGCCAUAGCUACCGCGGCUGCUAGUGUGGAUGUCGACUUCAGUGGUGGGGAUGCUCCGCAAAGACCUGAUACUCCUCAGAAUGAUGAUAUCAUGGCGAGGGGUGGUAUGAGAAGCGGGAUGGCUGAGCUUGGGGAUAUUCUUAAAGGUUACCCAUCGUUCAAAGACGAGAACAACCACGAGCCCACGAUUGCGCAAGCGCAGCAAUACAACUCUAUCUACCGCAACAACCCAGCGCCGCACUCCCAGCACCAGACUCCACAGACUUCUGUUGUCAUUGGAAUUUACGUGGUACUCGGUGCAUUCUGCUUCGCUAUUGUGGUAUUCGUAGUAUCAUGCGUUGUAUACGCAAGCCGAGUUAAGCCGACGGGUGGGGAGCGUGCAAUCUCCGGGACUCGAGGCGGUCCUACUGGCGUCGCUGAAGCGGGUCGCUUGCAGGUCGCCGGUCUAGUCGGCACAACGUUAGGACUCGCGAGAGACAAGCCUUCGAGGGAGUCCACUACUAACGCCCAUGAUUGGGUGUGGCUGGCUUUCAAUUUUCCAGGACGGGCCACAAUCGAGAGGAACGGCAACCGUCACCCUGCGAACAGGAACUCAACACAACCACAGACUGACAACGGCAACACCGAAAUGAGGAUUACCGCCAAUCCUCUGAAUUACAACUACGUGGACCCUGAGGAUGCGAUCCGGGAGAACGGGAACGUCAUGGUGACCAGCUUCGACAACCCCAACUCCAUUGAACUGCCCUCGCAGAAUGAUAAGAAGGUCAUUGACACCACGACGUAUUGCAAGAAGCCGGCCCGUCAUACUCGCCAUCAUUCCGGCGACGGACACUGGCAGACGGAUGCCAACAACACAGACGACUACCGACCUCCCGUCCCCCCGCAUAGGAACUCGUCAACCCCGCAACCCCAAAUACCAGUGCCGCCACGGAACCCCAAAAUUUUGCCCGAGACAGUCAUGCCGCCAACCAGACGAAACCAUUCCCGAAAUCAUCAGAAGAAGCAUGACCGCGAUUACGAGUCCCGACGAUCUCCAGAAAAUGGCCGCCGCUCAGACCGAAUUAUUGAUUUGAACAAACUGGACUCCCCCUACCUAUUGAACCGAGACAUGAAAGAUUACAAACGCGAUUCAAACCCGGCUCCCCUUAGAAACGACCUCGAAGAUAACCCAGUGGAAAAGCUAACUGACAAGGACGACUGCGCACGACUAUUUGAAUUCGAUAACGACGCUCCUCUAGUGAUGGAGAAUAAAGACUACAGAGAGAUUGUGGGCCUCAAUAGAGGCACUGAUGACUCGCGACGAACAUUCGCGAAGCCCGAAAGCCCCGACUACAUGCACGACUCUGGAAUUGGCCUACCCGAAGUACAAAUGAGGCACAAAAAUAGAUCAAAAGGAGAUUUCGUUGAUGCCGCCAACAAGAACAAAGGGAGCAACUCUCCGGAGGUGAAGCGCGCCACGAUAGUGGGCAACCCGAUGUACUCCCGCGGCGAGGACGGCGCGCGUGACGUCACCGCCGACUCGCUCGGCCUCGACGACCUACACAUGGACUACGAUCAGAUCAUGCAUUAUUUCCACAACCUCAAGGAAUCAAACGCCUGAGUAGAGCAGAUCAUUGCAAAGAUCCGGCAGAUAUUGUCUACGUUUAAAUAUCAGCAUAUCAUCAAAGCUCCGCCAAUCGACGUAUACAAUGCACCCACAGAUACGUGCGGCGCAGCCGGGCUAGAGGCUAGUACCAUUGACUCGCACAACAACAACGCGCUGGACGCGCACAUAUACGAGAACGUAAGCAACGGCAACGCAGUCGCUCCCACGCAACUGCUGUGCGACUCCAUCGCUCACAAAAACAAUUUCAUGAAAACCCAACUGAAAUUCUUGUUAGAGCACCUGAGCGAAGCUUACGAGUAAUGUUGUUGACAGUCAAUGUACUAUCCUCGAUACAAUAUGUGUCUCAAAGUGGAUCCUUGCAGUGAUCGAAAUCGAAAAUAUACAAAUUGUAACUGUUUUAUACAUAAUAAUAUUAUCGUUAAACGUAUUUACUCUAGUCAUCUACAAAGCUGCACAUAUUUAAAGUACCUAAUAAUGAUAAUUGUGUGCAUGUAGUUAAUACUCAUAAUAUGUCAAUGAAUAUAAUAAAUUAUAAAUAUUACUCACGCGAGGUUUGUCUGUAUAUUGAUAUUACUAUCUCCAUGGUAACGGGCUAAUUUAUUGCUGUACACUAAAGCGCCGUAUAUCCUUGCCUACGAUUCGUGAACCUUAGGAUAUAUCGCUAUUGUAAUAUUCCCCAUACCAAAAAACGUUGCAUUCGUUCUAGAUCUGUAUAUAUUUUUCCACUAGAAGGUAAAAACGCUACCUCACUUUUAUCUUAACUUAGAGCUUAGCUAAUGUACGCAAGUUAAAGUUAAAAAUGCAUUUAUUUUAUAAAUCUCUCGAUGCAAAAAUCACUUUCAUUUCCCGCCUACCGUGUAUUGGAUAUAAACACAAUAGUUAUUAUAAUUAAGACUGCAAAUUGCCAGUUUCUAGGGAAUAUAGUAUUUAAGUAUAGCAUAAGAGAUACAGAACUAGUCAAAUAUAUUAUUCUUAUAAUUAAUCUGAGCUAAUUUAUUUGCUCAAAUCUAAACUGUUCCACUCUUUCAGAAAUGGCUUUUCUGUCUCUAGAAUCUUAUAAGAUAUUUGAUGUGAACCUGUUCGAUUAAUUUAUUGCUAUGGUACAUAGUCAGCCUAAUUAAAUUUAAAUACGGAAAUUAGUUUCGUUUCGUCAGAAAGCACUGAUCUAUUAAUUUAUCAAUAUAGAUAAUAAUGAUAGCAACAAACAGUUUGAGGUAAUAAUGGAAUAUUCAGUGUACCAAUAUUUCACAAGUCAGUAAUAAAUGGUUUGAAGUUGUGAUAAAAUGACUGCUAGGGAUUGAUUUUAUAUGCAGUCUAUUUUAUAAAUAAAAAGCCAUAUCAUAUAUAAAUGUAACGCUUGUAUGAUAUUGUAAACACAUUAAUUUAUUGAAAAUGUAAAUUGGUAAGUUAGUAUAUUAGGCUUUGUAAAUAUUGUUAUGACGUUAUAUAAUUUAUAGGUACUUAUGGUGGAGAUGACAAUGCAGAAUAGAAAUUAUAUGUGGUAGAAGUUGCUUAACAUAAUAUGAACAGAGUAGAGUUGCACACAAUAUGAUGAGAUGUUUCAUGUCUGUUACAAUUGUACACUAAAUAGUAAAUGUUUGAUCUUAUAUUGUGUAUUAAUGUGACCCUAAAUGUAAUAAUAGGAGCAAUGGACAAAAACUUGUACUGUUUUCUUUAGCAACUGAUGGAAGCAAGGUGUUCUGUAGAGCACAGAGCUUGCAUCUCUAUUCGUGAUCCAUGAUACUCUCUAAAAUACUAAUAGUGUGUUGUUUGGCUUUUGUCGUUAGGUUAGGGACGAGUCAUAAGAUACUAAGUACUCUACGCUGUAGUAUUUGUUACUGUAAUACAUUUGUUUUUGUUGAGUUUUUGCCAUAAUUGUAAGAAAGGAGUUUAUGAAGUAAUUAUUGCUACAAGGUUUAAUACAUGUAUGCAAACAGGCUUGUCACGAAAAUCCUUUCAUGAAAAUGUCAAAUUUAAUAAACCAUUAUUAAUUGA